GGGAGCGGUGGGGGUUGGGCUUCUGGGCCAGCCCGCUUCCUCGCGGGAAGGGUCCACGCGGCCCCUGGAGCUGGGCCCUGUGGACUCUUCCCCGCCGGGAGGGACAUGGCUCCGUCCCCGCGUAGCCGAGGAGCCCGGCCCCGGAUAUUCACCCCAAAAGGGGGGGCGGGUGAGAAGUCAGGCAGCUCGCGGAACCCCCAAGCCCGGGGGGAGGGGUCUCCUCAAUUCCUGCACCGGGGGAAGCCAACCGUUGCUUUGUGUGGCCACUUCCGGGAAACCCCCGUCUGGUGGAGCUCUGUCCCGGCCUACCCGGCUGCGUGCUCUUGAUAACGCUGAGCCUCCGUUGUCGGCAGUGAAGUUUGCCUGCCCAUAGUCGCAUGGGGUCUGACUGUGUGAACGCUGAAUGUUGUGGGACCUGUACGCUCAAAGCCCUCUGCGGAUCGUACUAGUCCCUUAGCAUCUCUGUUUCACGAGUGGGGAAACUGAGACAAGAAGGUAAAACGUCUUUCUUGAGGCUAUAGAGUCCUAGGCAAAGCCUUCGGCAUGCCCUGGACUCCAUCUCUCUUUGUAGAAGGCUGUGCCAGAGUCUGUUUUAUUUUUUGAGAUUAAGAUGUUGUGUCUUGCCUUGAUGGCUGUGAAGGUAACCAUAGAAUGUGAAUCAAGUGUAAGGUGAUAGCAUUGUUGUCCUGACUGCAACAAUAUGACUGAGAAAUGUUAAUUCCCUAUGCAUCUUAAUGGGUUAUCUACUCAAAACCUAAAUAUGGCAGUACAAAUGUCAGCAUUGUCAGCUAUUUGCUGAUUAUGUUAGCAGACAUCAAUUUUACAUUCUUUACCCACAGUCUCAAACCAGUUUGCAUACCCAGGUGCCAAAAGUUCCAACUCUUCCUUUCCAGUUUCCUGACCCUUCAGUUUCCCUGACAUCUACAAAGCAGUUAAAAUUGUCAAUACAAAAAUCUGUGGCAUAGCAAAAAUGGGACAGUGUAAAAUAAAUGUAGUGGUCUGUAGAUUAAAUAUUUUGAUAGCCAAACCUGGGAAGUCAUGGGUGGUGUGUGCGCGAAGAAGCAGAUAGUUCAUGAGGGAAUAUUUCAGUGUUCUGCAGAGCAGAAAAAGUUGGCGAAUUAUUAGUCUAUUUACUGUACCACACCCGCUCUGUUUACAUGUCCUCUACAGAAAUGAAAUAUUACUACACAUACUUGAAAUUGCUAUUUUUGUGAAAAUCAGAUCUAAUUGUUCGGUUUGGUACCCACAUGCACUAAAAUAUCACCAGGUGUGAAUUAAAAUCAGUGUAGGUGUUUUGGUGCAAGGGUAUGCGGACCAGCCCAUACAAUGUAUUUCAUACUGUUCUUGGUGAAACCUCACUGUUAGUACUAAAUAGAAGCUUUUUCUUUCCUCAUACUUUGAAGAAUCAAGGGCCACACCUAAGAUAACGCACAAGGCUAUACAUUAGGUGUUUGCCUUUAGCACCAAAGUACUUUCAUUAUGCAUUGUAUAGGUUGCCUGUUGCCAUUUGGCUUUUUUUUAAAUCAGUAAUCUCGAUUAAAAAUUAGCAUGAAACAAUCUUGUAUGUCUUGCCUGGUAAUAACUAAAACUUUUACUGCCACUUUUUUUAAGGAUCUCCAAAGUACUUCACAAAGAUAGGUAUUAUCCAACUACCACAGAUGGGAAGAGGUUGACGCAUCACUUCUAGCACUUGAAUCCCGCCAAGAAGAGAUCUUAAAACGCUUGUAUGAACUUAAAACUGCUGUCGAUGGGCUCUCAAAGAUGAUACAAACACCAGAUGCUGACUUUGAUGUAACUAAUAUAAUUCAAGCUGAUGAAUAUGCUCCUUUGACUGCAAACGCAGCAGACUUAGAUUCAAUGCUUGGGAAGGAUUAUGGUGCUCUGAAAGAUAUUGUGAUCAAUGCAAACCCUUUUCAACCUCCAUUGUCACUGCUAGUACUGCACAGUCUGCUGUGUGAGCGUUAUAAGAUUUUAUCAGCUGUUCAUACACACUCAUCAGUGAAAUGUGUGCCAGAAAACCUCUUGAAAUGCUUCGGUGAGCAGACUAGGAAACAAUCACGUCACGAGUAUCAGUUGGGCUUCACUCUCAUUUGGAAGAAUGUUCCCAAGCCCCAGAUGAAGUUCAGCAUUCAAACCAUGUGUCCCAUUGAAGGAGAAGGAAAUAUUGCUAGAUUUUUGUUCUCCUUAUUUGGCCAGAAGCAUAAUGCAGUCACUUCAACUCUGAUAGACAGUUGGGUGGAUACAGCCAUCUUCCAGCUGAAGGAAGGUAGCAAUAAAGAAAAAGCAGCAGUCUUACGCUCCAUGAACACCACCCUUGGCAAGACACCCUGGCUGGGGGGAAACGAACUCACUGUAGCAGACAUUGUGGCGUGGUGUGCACUUCAGCAGACAAGUAGCUCUAAUGCCGUUCCAGCCAACGUACAGAAAUGGAUGAAGUCUUGUGAGAAUUUGGCACCUUUCAACAGUGCCCUUAAACUAUUAAAAUGAAUAUGCACUCUUCCACGGGGGAUUCUGUAGUUUUAUUCCACCUCAUGACUGUUGUGGUGGUUGUGAAAGUCUCUUCUAAAAUGUAUUUUAAUAAGAUUGUGGACUGAAGUCUUUUAACAUCAAUUGUAAAAUCUUAUACCAAUAAAGACAUUACAGUUGCCUU
This is a messenger RNA of Terrapene triunguis (Three-toed box turtle), 2650 nucleotides long. It is a transcript of the gene AIMP2, whose product is annotated as aminoacyl tRNA synthetase complex interacting multifunctional protein 2. Gene Ontology annotation, cellular component: aminoacyl-tRNA synthetase multienzyme complex. Lineage: Eukaryota; Metazoa; Chordata; Testudines; Emydidae. The transcript has 4 exons. The record is from RefSeq and is a predicted model, not a curated record. The coding region runs from base 1762 to 2487 and encodes 241 amino acids.